Messenger RNA from Dendroctonus ponderosae (mountain pine beetle), 3597 nucleotides. RefSeq names its product activin receptor type-1. Lineage: Eukaryota; Metazoa; Arthropoda; Insecta; Coleoptera; Curculionidae. Bases 54 to 1754 code for a protein of 566 amino acids. Gene Ontology annotation, cellular component: BMP receptor complex; plasma membrane. Gene Ontology annotation, biological process: dorsal/ventral pattern formation; protein phosphorylation; BMP signaling pathway. Gene Ontology annotation, molecular function: SMAD binding; transforming growth factor beta receptor activity, type I; ATP binding. The record is from RefSeq and is a predicted model, not a curated record. The transcript is spliced from 9 exons.
GGCCUGCAUUACACAUUUUCGACAGAAAACAAUCAGUAUGACAGGCAUGUAAAAUGGCUUCAUCAAUGCUCAGAAAUUUUUUGUUUAUGUUGAUAUUUAUUCGGUUUUCCUCAGAUAUCGUCUGCCAAGAUCAGCUAUCACUUAAAGAGUCCUCAGAAGAUGACGACGAUUACAGCGAUGACAGCUUUCAAUCUAAUGAUGAUUUCCUGGAUCGACAGAAUCAAGUGAACUUUUUAACAACGAAGACCUAUGAGUGCCAUUCUUGUGAUGCUCCCGAUUGUGCCAUUCAAACUGUUUGCCACAAUGCUGUCCAAUGUUGGAAGUCCCGAGUUCGAGAAAGUACAGGUGCCGAGAGUAUUUCGAGGGGUUGCACUACCCAAUCCGAGCAAGUGAUAUUCAUGUGUAAAACACCAUCGUUCACGGCGCAACACAAAAGACACGCAAGUGGCCAAUACCGAGUCGAAUGCUGUGAAGGUGAUUUUUGCAAUAAUGGUACGUUUCCCGAUUUGCCAGCCCCUUACAAAGAGGCUUUCAUAGAAGUGUCUGGUUCAGUCCUCUUCGGCUUAAAGAUGGUCGCAGCCAUUGUAGGGCCAUUGGGCGUUCUAGCGAUCGUUGGAUUUAUUUCCCUAACCUUACUGAAAAAAUGGCAUCAGAAUCGGUUACUUCGUGAGACUAGGUUGAAUCCGGAGCAAUACUAUGCUACAGAUGAACUACUACGGGCUACUGCAGCAGGCGACAGCACUCUUCGAGAGUACUUGGAACAGUCGAUGACAUCGGGAAGUGGAUCCGGACUGCCCCUUCUGAUACAGCGCACUAUGGCGAAGCAAAUUUCUCUGAUAGAGUGCAUCGGGAAGGGCAGAUUUGGAGAAGUGUGGAGAGGACAGUGGCACAACGAGAACGUCGCUGUUAAAAUUUUCUUUUCUCGAGACGAGGCCAGCUGGAACAGGGAAACUGAAAUUUACAGUACUAUUCUGCUGCAUCACGAUAACGUGCUCGGCUAUAUCGGCUCAGAUAUGACGUCGCGCAAUUCCUGUACACAACUAUGGCUCAUAACGCACUAUCAUGCGCUGGGCAGCCUCUACGAUUACCUGAAUCACACCACUCUAACACAUGCCCAAUUAAUGAGGAUAUGUUUGUCUAUUGCUACCGGUCUGGUGCAUUUGCAUACAGAAAUUUUCGGAACCCAAGGACGAAAACCCGCAAUUGCACAUCGCGACAUCAAGACAAAAAAUAUCCUGGUUAAAACAAACGGCAUCUGCUGCAUCGCUGAUUUUGGUCUUGCCGUUACUCACACUCAAGCUACCAACACCCUUGAUAUCGGAUCGAAUCCCAAAGUGGGCACCAAAAGAUAUAUGCCUCCUGAAGUUCUGGAUGAAACUAUCCGGAUGGAAGUAUUCGAAUCCUUCAAGCGAGCAGACGUAUAUUCUUUUGGAUUAGUGCUAUGGGAAAUCUGCAGAAGGGUGGUGAGUAAUGGUAUUGUGGAGGAAUACAAGCCGCCCUUUUACGAUGUGGUGCCGAGCGAUCCAAGCUUUGAAGAUAUGAGGAAAGUCGUCUGCGUCGAUCAGCAACGGCCCAGCAUACCAAACCGAUGGACCAGUGACUUGGUUUUGUGUGGCAUGUCCAAACUAAUGAAAGAAUGUUGGAGCCGUAACAGUAACGCCCGGCUUCCAGCUUUAAGGAUUAAGAAAACCUUAGUCAAAUUGACGGCAAUUGAACAUCUACCAAUUAUAGAAGAUAUUGAGAUGUGCGUCUGAUGUAACAUGAAAGAAGCACUGAAAGUCGUAAGUGUAACACUGGUGAACUAGAGUUUGGGUUAGUAAAUAGUAAAUAAACGACUUCCAUAGACUGGGCUUCCUCUCGGCGAAAAAACAGCUCAAAAUGAGUGAAUUUUUCGUGAAAAAUUGCAAGUAUUGAGGAUUUGUGGAAGUUAUUGUACAAAGUUGAUCAUGUUAUGAGUUGGCGUGGAAAUGUUUACAAGACAUCCUAAUUUGCUCAUUAAACACGGUAGUUUAUUAGCAGAUUUACUCUCGUUUAAUAAUUUCCCUUACAUUAUUAGCGUACUGUGUACAUCACUGCCUGAUAUUCAAAUAAUAGUUAUUUGUUUUUAGUGCCAUUGUUAAUUUGCAAUAUUAAUUUAAUUAUAAACCGCAUGAGCGUUUGGUGAAUGACGAAACUGUGUUCAUAAUCAGUGAGACAUAGAUUAACAGAAAUUAAUUUUUCUAUUUAAAGGGUAAGAUACUAUUUGUAAGUAGUGGAAGCGCUGUUUUAAGCAAAUGACAAAACUAUGGGAGUAUGAGCAUUUAUCUAACUGCCUUGAAUACUGUCAUUGACGGAAAUGCUACAAAUUUGGCAAAGGUAUUUUGUUGACGAAAAAUGCAUGUAUUUGGAAGAGAAGAACACUCCACAUAACAUUCAAACGAGUGCAUCCGCGACUUCUUUUUCCUCUAGAGCAAUUUCAUGUUCAGAACUAAUUCAGGAAGAGAAUACAUCGUUUGUACAAUAUGAAUGUGAGCUUUACCUUCUCUCUCAAUUGCUCGUUUCAUUCGUCUUUAACAUGAUGGAUUGGAUGAUAAAGUGAUUUGAUAGUGUGAAUCCCAUCUUUUUGCUAUUUGCUAUUUCCACCCUCGAAAAGUUAAUCGGUUUAAAUAGAGUGAGAACAUAAAAAUUCUGUUAUUGAGAACCAGCUUUAAUUCACGUUAAUUAUAUAACUAAAUAAGCAACAAUGUUACUUUUUUACGGUAACUGGGGCUUGUAGGACGUGUGAAGUCGUCGUUCCAACGAUCCUGAUGCUGACGCGCACUCUUUCAGAUUAUUUACUUAAUUCGUUUUAGAUUUAGUAAGCAUGAGACGUAAUUCUAAGUGCCAAAAAAUUAAAACUCUGCCUACAAUUCUACAUUGUAGAGAUAAUUGACAAUCAUGUAGAUACAUGUAGUAAUGUUGAAACCUAUUCUAAGUCACUCGCUUUACGUGUAAGUUAUGUUCUUGUUGCCACUUUCGUUGUACGUUGUUCUGAACAGCAAUUGUGUUUUCCCACGUUCUGAAGGAAACCUUUGGAAGAUAUUCAAGAUGGUUCGUAAACGACUUCACUUGCAACCAACUGCUUUGUUUCUUGGACAUAUGUCCGAGAAACAAAGUAUUGAAUUGUUAGUUACUCUAACAAAAUACUCAAAUUAGCCAUAAUCUAUAUUUUACUAUAAAAAAGAAAAUAAAAAGUAAUAAGUUGCUAGUGGUAAGUUUAUAACCUGUACAUGUCGUGUAUUAUAUCGAUAUUCAUAUCUUUUAAUUCAAUCAAAUCGGAGUCUGUUUUGGACUGUUUAGAGCGGAUUUUCGGUUUCAAUAUGCAAUUACUAUUGGAACUGUCAUGUAUAUUGCCCAAACUAUAGGCCAAUCGAAACUGAAGCAAAAUCAUCCUGUAUGAGUAAGACCGAUUUCGAGUUCUUUUAUAUUUAGGUAACGUAUUCAUAUCAAUUUAUUUAUCAAUUACAAAUUCUAGAAAAUAUUUUUCAUUGUCUUUAUUAUAAGGAUAUUUCGUUCAUCUGUUCAUCAUUCGUUAUUGUAUCUGAUAAUUACUUAAGCAAUAUAUUUAGUUUAGAAGUU